Temnothorax curvispinosus is the source of this 4360-nucleotide messenger RNA. RefSeq names its product aftiphilin (gene Afti). Gene Ontology annotation, biological process: intracellular transport. Gene Ontology annotation, cellular component: AP-1 adaptor complex; trans-Golgi network membrane. NCBI's taxonomy places the organism in Eukaryota, Metazoa, Arthropoda, Insecta, Hymenoptera, Formicidae. Gene Ontology annotation, molecular function: clathrin binding. The record is from RefSeq and is a predicted model, not a curated record. The transcript is spliced from 8 exons. Bases 266 to 3271 code for a protein of 1001 amino acids.
UACCUGCGAUGUCUCAUGACAUCGCCGUCACAGUAUAUACAAUACCCCUGUGUCACCGUCAUCGUGCAUCCAAUCGUCACGCACGGACGAGCUGCCGCUGGUCGACCCGAUACCUGGCCACUUAUACUGUGACCUGGCUGUGAUAAUUACCGAGGCCCGUCGCGCCCGUGCACGCCGCGACCGCGACGAUCGCCGCGAUGACAGUGUCGAGAUAGAAUGACGGGCAUCCCGAGGUCCACGGAGCGGAUUAUACUGGGAGAGAACCAUGGCUUUCCCACCUUUAGUCAGCUCCACGCCACCACCCUUAGACAACUUCAGAGAGUCUGAUGAAGAUGAAUUCGGAGACUUCACGACUGGUGGAAUAGAUGGUCUAUCCGCUUCAUCAGGAUCCCCACAGAAACUUAUUACUCCGAUACAGACCCCAAUAGCAUCACAGAACGUAUCUCCUAGAAUAAACGGUAUUACCGAGUCACCAGUAUUGGAUGAUUGCCCUAAGAUAAACGAAGCCUCGAAAUGUGGCGUUAUCGACGAUCUGCUGAUCGUCGAGAAGGCAGAGAACAAUGUGAGCCACGUAAGAUUGAAGGAUAGAACGGAUAAUAGUAACGUAUUGGAAAACAAUUUUAAAGAAGCUAGUACAACAGAACACAGUCUAUUAGAUUCACCUAGGAAUGGCGAGUCGCGUAAUGUUGAGACUAGUAAUAGCAUUCAUCACGUUUGUACUCAGAAUGUUUUAGCUAAGGAGAAUUUUAUUGAUACGGAUGUAAUUAGUAGCAACAAUAGUAGUUUAGCAGAUAGCGUAAAGACAGUCAGUGAGCAGGAGGGAUCGUCGAACGAUUUGGAGGCGAAUGACGAGGUCGAACCUGUGAGUCUGGACUUGGAGGAUCCUACGAGCACGCCGGACAUUCUGGACGACGAUUUUUACAAUUACGAACAGUUCAAAGAUUCUACCGAGUGGAACGACGCUGUUUGCGAUAAAGAGAUGGAUGUAACUGUGACGGUUCUGCAGACGGAUUACUUGAACGACAAGCCUAAUUCCGUGGACACAGAAUGCAACGUAACGGACGAGAUUGGAGAAACUUACGCGUCAUACGGCGAGAAUGAAACCUGUGUCAAUGAUACUAAUGAUAAAUCUGCCUUUAUCCACGAUGAAAGGACAAUUUCCAGUUUUGUUACCUCGCAAGAACUUAAUGUAGACGGUACCAAUGUUUUUAGACAAUCGGACUGUGAAUUCAGUAUUCAGCCGAAAUAUAUAGAGAUGUACGAUGUAAUAUCCAACGCUGACGCGAGCAAUGAGAAGUCGAGUAAAAGUGUAAACGAUUCUUUCAACUUUGAUUUCACUUUCGACAAGGAUGCUGUGAGAGAGGAAUCAAAUGUAGAUCAUACAUCCGUACAUAAUGAAGACAUUCACCUUCAUAACUCUAGUAAAAAAAGCGACGCGAGUACUUUUGCUAAUAAUUUCUGCGAUAUAAAAAAUACUAUACAAUCAAAAGAAAGCGAAUAUGUAGCCGUAGAUACAACAAAUCAAACUAUUCAAAAGGUAGAUGUGAAUGGGGCAAGCGAGGAAAUUUCCGUUUAUGAGGAAAGAGAGUCGAGUAGUGAGGAAAUACGCAAACAGUACAUUCCGGAAAAUAGUUUUGACGCACCCGAUCUGGAUAAUUCUGAUUUUACAGAAUUUAUGGAGCAUAGAGAUUUUGACGAUGUGUCGGAGUUGACAAAUAAUUACAAUUCAAUAUCCAGUAAUAGUACAUACGAGACAGUACAAACUCACGAUUUACAUACAUCUUCAUCCGACGCGUCUUGUAUACAAAAAUUUUCACCAAUGAAAGGAGCUUCACUGCCAUCUACUAAUACAUCCCUCGACUGUUUAAAGGAUAAAGUUAAUAUUACGAGUACCGCGGGCGAAGAAUGUGCCACAUAUGAAAGCAAAAAUUCUGCAGUAUAUUUUAGCGACGGCGAAUUUUAUGAUUUUCAUUUACGAGCGAACGAGCCGGCAGCAACCGAAGCGCGAGAGAAUGGUUGUCCCGAGUUCGAAAGUGCGGACAACGAAAAUGACGAUUUUGGCGAUUUUGCUAAUUUUUCGAGUACGACGGUAGAAUGGAAAUCUGACGAUGCUGAAGAACUGAAGGUACCUGACGACGACGAUGAUUUCGGAGACUUUAGUAAUUUUGAAACGUCAACCGAUGUAGUAGAGACACAGCAAUUUAGUUUAAAAGAAUCUAUAUGUCGGAUAGAAAACAAGAAUGCUGCGAAUAAAAUAGAAGAUAUAAUAACAAACAUGUUUUCCGUGGUUUCUGAAUGUCACGAAGUUGAGUUGAAAGCCUUAAUAGAUAAGACAGAUAAAGUUUGGCAGAAUGUGAAGAGCGUGGAAGAAACCAAUGCCCUCACUUACCAAUGGGCGAAUAGUAGUAGUAACAAUGUUCUCUUAAAUGCUCUUGGCAUCGAUUCUCGGAACAUUUUAUUUGGACCGAGGUGGAACCCGAAUAUACCAAGAUUUGCUGCAAAUCUCGGCUUUACUCCGUUAGAGCCAAUUAAAGCUACUGCUGAGCUUCAUCAGUUUUCUGCAGCUAAUACCAGCAAGACACAAGGCGCGGCUUGUUCAGAUGAAGUACCUGCUGCCCAAUUUGAUUGGAAUAGUUCUGGCCUUGUAAAUCCUCUAGAUGCUAGUGGUGGUGGGUUAUCCGCUCUUCUGCCUCUGGAUUUGUUGUGUCCGUUUGAUCCUCUACUAACACCUCAUUGCUCCACAUAUUCCGAAUCCUAUCAUCAGUCAUCUUGCUCAACAAACUCCGUUUAUUACUAUCCACUAGAAGCAGUUAUGCAAGAACCAAGCGGAACCAACAGUUCACAAAAACAUCAAAAAUCGUCUCAGACAUCCAAAAUAAUAGAACCAUUGCCAGGACCAUGCACAAUAGAAUGGAAGAAGAAGACCGAGCAAGAUUUUGGAAUUAAGCAGAAGAGCAAUCCGUCGCAUCGAACACUGAGAAAUGUUCCUCUGACCAACAAUAAGUCGUUUCCAAUAAGCAAUAAUACAUCCAGGGUACACGAGUAUCACAGAAAGAUGUCGGUAGGUAAGAAAGAGAACAUGCAAGAUGCGGAACACGUGGUUAUGGACCGAUACGGGCGACCGAUGACCGUGCAAGCCGAGACCGUGAAAGUUCUGAAUAAGUUACCGGACCUGUCGUUUUUGAACGCGAGAUCUUUGUUGUUCAAUCGCGAGCAAAGGCAAAUCGUGCCGGAUCUCGGGGCUAUGAUAAAUCGGAAGAUGCCCGGCUGAGUAACAUCGGUCUGAAUGCGAGUUUGAAAGGGUAAACGCGAGAGGAAACUUCCCAGAGAACCUGUUGCGAGCUGGAUGUUUCUAAGUGAUCCAUACAAUCAAAAACGUACUUCUGCUACCUUUCAAACCUGUGUUCAGACCAACCUUUGAUCCAACCUUGGCUCUUCCACAUCAGAAAAGGAUAACGAGACGCCACGUAUGAAAGACACUCCCUAUAUUAAUCUAUUCGCUUGCGGCACCGAGCAAUGCACUUCGACAUUCCGAAUCAUCAUUGUUUUGUGAUUUUGUAGCGCUAAUGGUAUUGUUACUGAUGAAUCCUUCAAAGUCUUUACUUUGUUGCGCAAUUACGAUUUAAUGUUGUACUGAUCAUUUCAGAAAUUAUGGCACGUAAGUUGUUUUGUUAACUCAAUAGUUAUGUAAUCUUUAUUAAAGACAGUUUUAUGUCCUUAAUUAAAUAGAUAUAAGAACUCACACAUUCGGCCAUAUUCUAGUCUACAGUUCUUAAUGAUAAUUUAUGUAUUAUAUAUUAGAAGAGAUUCGUUCAUGUAUAUUUUCGACGAUAAUUGCAGGCAAUUAAGCAGCGCCAGAGUAUUGUACUCGUUUGUAUCGCAUUUCAAAUUUACCUACUAAUAUUCUGGAACUACUUUUAGAUGAGCAAAUCUGAAUAUUCGAGUUAUACAUUCAAGAAGCCGCGCGUACUUUGUACGACGUUCAUCUGUUACAAUUUCAAGCAAUCAUAAAUAUUCCCCAGUCAUAUAGGGAACACACAUUAAUUACCCAAAACUAUAUACUAAUCGUAAGUCAAUUAUCGUAGAAUGAAUCUGACGAGAUUGAUAUCUGUAAUGAAAUCGUCGAGUGAUAAUACGUUCAACAAAUUCGCUUGAUGCUUUUAUUGCACAUUUUGAAUUUCUACUGUGGAACGUGAUGUACUUAAUUAUGUAAAUCUCGGCAUUUGCAUAUUGAUCAUUAGAGCGAAACGAUAAAUAUUAUUACCAUUAUUCGUUAUUUAUUAAUGACAACAUUGUAAUAUAUAUUUUAUGUAAAAUAUUGUGGAUAACAUUAACACAUAGGCAAUCUUUGAUGAUCGAA